UAUUUUUGACAAUUCGAAGUAUACUGCUAUCUUUGCGAUGUUCGUAGACAGUAAGAUGUCAAGUUUCCGGUAGAAGCCGCACAUAACCCCAAUCCUAUUAACUAUAGUUACUAACUUUCCAGCGUAAUAUUCUGUACCAGCCUUGGGACGCUGGGAACCGAAGUGGAAUUCUAUUAAGUGAAAAUCAUUUAACUGCAUUUGGUGGGAGUAUUAGUGCUGAGGCGAAAUAAGUCAGACGACAUGCAGUAGUGCUGAUGCUGUUAGCAGUAAACACAAGUUAGACUACUCUCUAACCUUCAUAGGAACUGCAAGGAAAUUGGGAUCUCACUGAAGAGGAUGCCUUGGUAUUCUCAUCAUAAAUUUUUUAGUGGUAUACCAUCGGUAUGGGUCAAGCUUUAAUAAACUAAAGUGCACCACUUCUUAAAAAAAAAAAAACAAGAAUGUCAGUUGUAUUUGUGAACCUUUCAAAAAUAUGCUUAAAUUUUUUGCAAAACAAGAUCUCAUUUACGAAGCAAUUAGUUUAUAACACAAUGGUGAAAGAAAAUCCAAAGGCCAUGGUGAUAUGUGGCCCAUCUGGAUGUGGAAAAUCAACUCUAUUGAAGAAGCUCUUUGAUGAAUUUCCAGAUAAGUUUGGUUUUUCUGUGUCUCACACAACACGAAGUCCUCGUAGUGGGGAAGUGGAUGGUGUACACUAUAAUUUUACAACAAAAGAGGCAAUGAAAGCUGCAAUCAACAAUGGAGAGUUUCUUGAGUCUGCAGAAUACAACCAUAAUCUGUAUGGAACAAGCAAAGCAGCUGUUGAAAAAGUGAGCCAGAGUGGUAAGAUAUGUGUGCUUGAUAUAGAGAUACAAGGUGUGAAACAAAUAAAACAAACAAGUUUAAAACCUUUAUAUGUCUUCAUAAAACCACCUUCUUUGAGCACACUUGAAGAACGUCUAAGAGGUCGAGGGACUGAAAGUGAGGAGAGCUUGCAGAGACGCUUGACCAUUGCUGCUACGGAACUGGAAUAUGGUGAGACGCCAGGCAAUUUUGAUAUUAUAAUUGUCAAUGAUGUAUUGGAGAAGGCCUAUUCUGAGCUUCGAGAAUUUGUAUUGAAAGAACUGCAAAGAUGUAAAGACAUAGAUGGUGCUUCUGAUUCUUAGUGAAGCUAAAUAUGAAGGCAGAAAAAAAUCAUUCCAGUUUGAUCACUGUAGUUCCAUGCAUGUUUUUCAUAAUUAUUCUGUACCUGACAUAAACUGAUACCAAACAGUUGUUUAAACAGUGACAAAGGUAGCUAUAUUAGCUUCUACAAUAUAAAUUAUUUUUAGCACUCGAAUAAUAGAAUUGUAUAUUAAGUUGUCGAAUUGCAGGAAAAAUGAGGAUGCAAUAACUGUGUUGUUAUAUCAAAAUCAUUGAUCAGAUUGAACUGUAGAAGUAUUAUUGUAAUUAAUUGGAAGUUUGUAUUAGACUUGCUUCAGAAACUUUCUGACCAUGUACAUUUCUUGCCAGCCAACUUGUGAUAGCUUUAAUAACAAAAGCAGCAAUCAUGUACCUAAUUAGCUUGCCUGUAAUAAUACCGAUGAAUAUAUUAAUGUAUACAUAUUUUGUGUGCUCUUUAGAAAUGUGUUGUAGUGGUUCAUUAUGAACAUUAAAUAUAAAUACACAUAAGCAAGCUAUGCACACCACUAAAGCCAAGUCUGCUACAUUCCCUCUUAAAUAUUCAGAGCCGUAGCAACAAACAUAAAUGGAAACUAAAUAAAAUUAAAUGUUAAAAUUUA
Schistocerca gregaria is the source of this 1757-nucleotide messenger RNA. RefSeq names its product guanylate kinase-like. Gene Ontology annotation, biological process: purine nucleotide metabolic process. The record is from RefSeq and is a predicted model, not a curated record. Gene Ontology annotation, cellular component: cytosol. Bases 441 to 1142 code for a protein of 233 amino acids. Gene Ontology annotation, molecular function: GMP kinase activity. Lineage: Eukaryota; Metazoa; Arthropoda; Insecta; Orthoptera; Acrididae. The transcript has 8 exons.